Molecule: messenger RNA, 2447 nt
Organism: Dinoponera quadriceps
Lineage: Eukaryota; Metazoa; Arthropoda; Insecta; Hymenoptera; Formicidae
Product: 25S rRNA (cytosine-C(5))-methyltransferase nop2
Exons: 7
Coding region: 243-2429 (728 amino acids)
Biological process (GO): maturation of LSU-rRNA; rRNA base methylation
Cellular component (GO): nucleolus
Molecular function (GO): rRNA (cytosine-C5-)-methyltransferase activity; RNA binding
Source: RefSeq, a predicted model, not a curated record
AGCACGGAAUAGAACCAAAAAACUGUGGACUCGUAGUUCGCGCACGAAUUAUGGUCACAGAGGCGCUUCAAAAUAAAGUAACAACUUUAUUGCGGCCAUAGCUGGUCUCAGGCUUCUGUUUGGCGGUAGGAUCACGCCGGCGUGAAUGUUUUUAGGUUUUAGGUUAAUGUCUGAUAUCAUCUUCCACGUGACGUAGAGGUUAGAACUCCUGAAUUAUUUACACUGCUUUACGCGUUUACUAAAUGGGUCGUAAAGCAAAAUUUGACGGAAGCCAGGCCCCGAAGGGGCCCGGAAGAAAGGCGAGGAAACAAAGUGAUCCCACCUUUCCAAAGGAAGUUUUGGUCAAGGAAAUUACCAAAUUGAGUCAUCGGCAGAAGCAAAGGAUGAAAAAGAGGUUACUAAAAAAUCCAAAGCUGAAAGAAAAUACAAAAAAGUUAUUCAAAAAAGAAACUAAUCCUGAAGAAGAACAGAUUCAGUUGAAAAAGGUUUCUAAGCUACAAAAUAAAGUAAAAGAAAGUAAGAAGAAGGAAAUGAAACAAAAAAUGAAAACUAUUAUAGGAAACGACAAUAACGACAAUACAGAGAUUUAUUCUAAGGUUUCCAAGCCACAAAAUAAAAUAAAGGAAAGUAAAAAGAAAAAGGAAAUAAAACAAAAAGUCAAAGUUAAUGUAGGAAAGGAUAAUAAUGACAAUAUGCAUUCUGAUAAGAUCUCCAAGCCACAAAAUAGAGCAAAAGAAAGUAGAAAGAAAAAAGAAAUGAAACAAAAAGUCAAAAUUAAAGUAGAAAAUGAUAGUAAUGAUAAUAUGGAGAUUCAUUCUGAUAAAGUUUCCAAGGCAAAAAAUAAAGUGAAAGAAAGUAAAAAGAGAAAGAGAACAAAACAAAAAACUAUAACCAAUAACGUAGGAAGUGGUAGUAAUAAUGAUUUCAUAUGUAAUAUGGAUUUUAAUAACGACGAAGAUGAUCAAGUUGAACAGGAUGAAGAAGAUAUGAGUGAUGAUGAGUUGCUUUCCGUAACAAACUCCCGAAAGAAGUUAAAGAAAGCAAAACAGAAAUUCAUAACGAAUACUGCAGGAAGUGAUAGUGAUAUAGAAAAUAAUAUAGCAGUCAGUGAUGAGGAAGAAUCUGGCGAUGAAGAUAUGGAGCAAGAUGAGGAUGACAGUAACAGCGAUGACGAUUUACUUCCCGUUGAAAAGGCUAGUAAGAAAUUGGUAAAGGAAAAGCAGAAGGAAGAGAAGCUCGCGCAGAAAGAAAUGGAUAGUAUGAUGUCUCAGCAAAGUGUAUUCUCUUUUCCAACCGAAGAAGAACUUGCCAGUGUCACCAACUUGAAAGAUAUUCAGCAACGAAUACGAGACGUUGUUAUGGUGUUAUCGGAUUUCAAGAGAUUACGCGAUGGAAGUAGGUCGCGUUCUGAUUAUACCGAAUUACUCCAACGAGAUUUGUGUACAUAUUACAGUUACAAUGACUUUCUAAUGCUGAAACUGAUACAAAUGUUCCCACUGGACGAGUUAUUGGAGUACUUAGAAGCGAGCGAAGUGCAAAGACCCAUGACUAUUCGCACUAACACUCUGAAAACGCGACGUCGCGACCUGGCGGAGGCUUUGAUCAACAGGGGAGUUAAUCUCGAUCCAUUAGGAAAAUGGACCAAAAUCGGUUUGGUGGUGUAUUCGUCGCAAGUGCCUAUGGGCGCGACGCCCGAGUAUCUGGCGGGGCAUUACAUUAUACAGGGUGCUUCUAGCUUCUUGCCCGUCGAGUCGUUAGAUCCAAGGGAGAAUGAAAGAAUCCUCGACAUGUGCGCCGCGCCAGGUGGUAAAGCCUCGCACAUCGCUGCCGUCAUGAAGAAUAGCGGGGUACUGUUCGCGAACGACGUGAAUCAGGAUCGGUUGAAGGCCGUCGUUGGUAAUUUCCACAGGCUCGGUAUCGUCAAUUCCAUAGUCUGCAGUUAUGACGGAAGGAAAUUCCCCGCGGUUAUGAAAGGCUUCGACAGGGUUUUGUUGGACGCCCCGUGCACAGGCACGGGAGUGGUGGCGAAAGAUCCUAGUGUGAAGACGAAUAAAGACGAGGUGGAUAUUCAGCGUUGCUGCACGUUGCAGAGAGAAUUGUUGUUGGCCGCGAUAGACUGCGUUAACGCGCGUUCGGAAACCGGCGGUAUCAUCGUUUACUCGACUUGCUCGAUCCUCCCGGAGGAGAACGAAUGGAUUAUCGAUUAUGCGCUUAAAAAGCGCGACGUCAAGCUACUGCCCACGGGCCUGAAAUUCGGGACCGAUGGUUUCACGAGUUAUCGGCAACACCGAUUUCACCCUUCGCUGAAGUUGACCAAGCGAUUUUAUCCCCAUGUACAUAAUAUGGAUGGCUUUUUCGUGGCGAAACUGAAAAAAUUCUCCAAUAUUAUUCCCAAUCAAAGGAAUGUAAACGAAGAAACGUCUGAUUAAAAUUUUUAAUAGACUUUU